This is a messenger RNA of Vitis riparia (riverbank grape), 1049 nucleotides long. Its product is annotated as F-box protein MAX2-like. The coding region runs from base 437 to 751 and encodes 104 amino acids. The transcript is spliced from 2 exons. Lineage: Eukaryota; Viridiplantae; Streptophyta; Magnoliopsida; Vitales; Vitaceae. The record is from RefSeq and is a predicted model, not a curated record.
UAGAAAUAAAAAAAAAACAGGAGCUUUUCGGAAAGGAGUGGCGGAGAGGAAGAAGGAGAGGAAGAAAAGGAGAGUUGGGGGCUCUUAUCUGGAGGGGGAUUUUUCUCUCUGGAAAUCAAAAAAAAAAAGAAAAGAAAAAGGAGAACAGAGGAAAGAAAAGGGAGAAAAGAAGGAGCAGAGCGGAGGAAAAGAGGAGUGGGGAGAUUGCAGUGGGGAGCGAGGACAGAGGGAGCCUCCAGAAUUUUCCUGAGAGAAGCCGUAAAGGGGAAUGAGUCCAGGGGAUAUCACCACGCAACUCAACCCUCACCAGUCACCAUUCUCCCUUUGUUGUAUCUUCUCUUUGAUUCCUCCCAUUUCCCCGGCUUUCUACUCCAUAGAUCGAAACUACGACUACGGCAAAUUAUAGAAGCAGCUGCUGUAUUGAAAGCCUACCUCUAUGGCUGAAGCUAUUGCCGGCGGUGCUACUGCUAUCCAUGAUCUACUGGACGUGAUUCUGAAGAGCAUAUUGGCGAGCAUGAUCGACACCAGGGCGAGGAACGCCGCGACGCUGGUUGACUGGAAACGGCUGGUGCCGGAGAGGGGCGCGCGGACCUCCCUCACCCUCCGUGGCGACGCCGUUCACAGCAAUCCCAACCACUCCGUCCACCAAACAGCCACUACUGGAGAUGAAGUCCGCCACCCGUCGCCGCCGCUGCCGUCGUUCCAGGACCGCGCCGCUGUUGCCGCCGCGAGAAGGUGGUUCCAGGUAUAGCAGCCACACGCGGGGAGGGAGCUAGGAAAGAAGGCUGAAGAUGCAGCCCAAUGGAUAGGUAGUUGGGCCUCUCACCAUGCUCCACCAAGAUGUCCCAGGCCCACGAGUACUCCUUGAGGUUUCUUCCCUCCCGAGACCCAUUCCUAAAGGCCCAAAUUUGCAUAUCCUUUAUCCUAAACCCCUCUCUAAAGCCCUUUAGUUCCUUUUAUUCAUUCUUUUUUAUUUCAUGCACACGUGCACUAUAUUAUUCACUUAUGUGCUUAUUCAUUCAUCCAAAUUCCAAAUAUUCUCAAUAUCA